AUGAAAGUAGCUGUUACAUUUGUUAAUCUUUUUUUUAUGGCAGGUGCCAUAUUAUUAUUAAUUUUCACUGUUUUAUCAGGUUCUUCAAAACAUGCACCAUUAAAUAAAUUUUAUUGGUUACAAGCUGAUACUUCAGAUAUUCCAAAUGCUCCAGCUAAUAGAAGUGCAUGGACAUUUUGGGGUGUUUGUGAUAAAAAUGAUUUUUCAAAUUGUUUAUUAGGUCCAGCUUAUCCAAUUGAUCCUCAAGAUAAUUUUGGUACUACUGAAAAUGUUCCUGAAGAUUUCCUUAAUAACGAAAAUACUUUUUAUUAUUUAAGUAGAUUUUCAUUUGCAUUCUGUUUAAUUGCUUUAGCAUUUGUUGGUUUAGCUUUCAUUAUUGAUAUUUUAGGAUUAUGUUUUGAAAUUAUUGAUAAAGUUGUUAUUAUUUUAAUUACUAUUGCUUUAAUUUUCAUGGCUGGUUUUGCUGCUAUGCAAACUGGUGUUACUGUAUUGGCUAAAAAUGCUUUCAGAAAUGCUGAUAGAUAUGCUCAUGUUGGUGCUAAAUCAAUGGGUAUUAUGUGGGCUGCUUUUGUUUGUAUUUUAAUUUGUUGGGUCUUGACUUUCUCAGCUAAUAUCGCUAAUAGUUAUAGAAAACACAUGAAUAGAGUUAAAGCCGAAAAACAAGCUGCUAAUGGUGGUGUUCCAAUUCUUGGUCCAAAUGAUGGUGAUGAAUCUAGUUUCACAAGAGUUAAUCCUCCUUCUGCUGAUAUUAAAGAUGAAGAUCAUACUGGUGGUAUUAGAUUCUUUAAAAUUAAAAGAAAUCAUAAAGUUUCCGAUGAAGAUUCUGUUUAG
Messenger RNA from Candida tropicalis MYA-3404, 831 nucleotides. RefSeq names its product Sur7p (gene SUR7). NCBI's taxonomy places the organism in Eukaryota, Fungi, Ascomycota, Pichiomycetes, Serinales, Debaryomycetaceae. The record is from RefSeq and is a predicted model, not a curated record. The coding region runs from base 1 to 831 and encodes 276 amino acids. Gene Ontology annotation, biological process: septin cytoskeleton organization; endocytosis; fungal-type cell wall organization. The transcript has a single exon. Gene Ontology annotation, cellular component: cell cortex; plasma membrane; membrane raft.